Messenger RNA from Hemibagrus wyckioides, 3189 nucleotides. RefSeq names its product SERTA domain containing 3 (gene sertad3). Lineage: Eukaryota; Metazoa; Chordata; Actinopteri; Siluriformes; Bagridae. The transcript is spliced from 3 exons. Gene Ontology annotation, cellular component: nucleus. The coding region runs from base 438 to 1079 and encodes 213 amino acids. The record is from RefSeq and is a predicted model, not a curated record. Gene Ontology annotation, molecular function: transcription regulator activity.
GCGCAUGCGCAGUACAAAUCGUGUUUCCGGUGCGGGUCGAGUAGUGACAAGCGGGAAAGACAAAAAUUCCAGUGAACACUUCAUUUUUUUUUUGGUUCCACCUGUAUUCUGACAAACCCCGCCUCCUGCUAUUUGAUUGGCUGUACCAUCGAGGAACUCCUGCUGAUUAUAACGUGACAACCAAUCGUAACAUGAGAGGCGGAACUUUACUAGCCUAUCGUAACGAAGCGCGGCGGGAUUUGUCGGAAUGCGAGUGCAGAAAACAACAAACUCGUAAAGUUUCUCACAGUCGCUCUCUUAAACAAAAGUGGAAUUUGAGAUUUGUCUGAUUAAAUCAUCGUGGUAGAACACGCGCGAUACUGAGCAGUGAUACAGAUACACAUGGCUGAGUGAGGGAAAAUCUGUGAUCUUGUUCAUUGUACAUAACAGAGUGUACAAUGGUGGCACGAGGGCUAAAGCGUAAACUCCACGAUCACGCCAGAGACCCGGGAUGGGAGAAUCAGCUGCAGUCUGUGCUGAACAUUUCCAUAGACAAGUACCAGCGCGAUCAGGCCCUCGUGGAGCCGAGCUUACGACGCUCUGUCCUCAUUACUAACACACUCCGUCAGGCCAAAACACACAUGGAGGCCGUUUCUGAAAUUGAGAACCCUUUGAAAAAAAUUCAAACACAUCAUUCAGCAACAUGCUUUCGGCAGGAACUUGGCACACCUCCUGGGUUUGAAGAUACGGAUGAUGAUUUCAUGGAGGAUCUGUCUCUGUCCACCACCAUUACCACCAUCUUAAAGAAUCUGGACACAACUCUUGACGGCAGCUCAGGUUCAUCCGCACCUCAGCGAUCACCGUUGGCCUCAGUGGAAAAUCUUACGGGGGACAGGACCUGCAAGAGGAGUCUGAACAAAAGUUUAUCUGAUCACCUGCAGGACAGUGUGCUAGAUGAUUUGUUAUUGGACUUUGAUACUUCUGUAUGUGACAGGGAGAUGACUGAUCAUAACUUUGACAUUUCUGCCAACGAGUUUCUGAAAUAUUUACCCUGUGUGCCCUGCUUAGGGACUGAAAUGGGGUUUUUACACUCCAUGUAGUGCACUGCAGGUGCAGUAAAGAUUCAGGAUUCAACUGACUGUAUAUUUAUACCACACAGGUUUGAAAUAGUGGCUCUAUGAGUACACGAUUUGUAAAAUCAUAAUUUACAAAUUAGAAAAAAAUAAUACCUUCCACAUCAUAUGUAGGUAAGGAGCGAAUUGCCAUUCAGCUCUCUUCUUCCUAAAUUUCUACCACAUUAGGUAUGAAUACUUAAAACGUCCUGUUUCGUGCAUUGUGCUCAAUAGGAAGGCAAUGCUACCUAUAGUAGUCUAAUACACAAUAUUUUACACUUGAUGUAAAUAAUGCCCUCAUUGUUUAUUACAUGUGGAAAGAGACAUGGCUCAUUCACUGUAUUUAGUGUGCCAUUUGUCAAAUAGGAAACUAUUUGCAAUUCACAUGUGCAAUUUAUAUAAAAGUAUACUACAUAGGGUGAGUAAUAGCUAGUACAAGCUUUGAUGCACCCCCAAUUUAUAUUUGUGUCAAACAGAGAGCCACAUCUUUGUGUGCGCUACAUAGGGAAUGAAGUAAGACAACUACGUUCAAUAUAUAGUAUAUUUAAUGUUUAAAAUGUAAUUAAUUUAAACAAAUAAAUUGUUCUUUGUAUAGUUGAGGGUUCUACGGAGAACCUUUUCCCAGAAGAGACCUCCAAACGAACAGCCAAAGAACCAUUUAUGUUUCUAUAUUUUAAUUAUCUUUCAGUUUUUAUUUUUCCCUGGAAUGUACAGGGAGCCAGUGUUUCCACCUAUAUGUAUUUAACUUCCAGUUCUUCGUCUCUGAGAUGAUGAUCCUAUGAUUAAAUACUAGCCUCUAUCUAUUUUUAGGACUUUAGAAAUACAAUAAUAUAAGCAUUAUCUAAUAUAAAAAGUAGUACUGAUCAUGGAAAUAAAUUGCAUUAUAAAGACUGAAAUUGGAGCUUGCUCUUUGCAUGUCUGCAUGGGUUUGCUCAUUCAUCCAGGUAGGUUGGCCAUGUUCAGUUGUCGCUAGGUGUGGAUGAGUGUGUGCAUGGUGCCUUGUACUGCCCUGGCAUCUAAUCUAUGGUUUACCCAUAACUAUACAACCUCAUGCCUAGUGUACUGAGGAUCAUUCAUGAACCUGACAAAAUGGUUAAUGAAAACUGUGUGAGGUUGACAUUUGGGGGAAAAAAAAAAUCCUGUUCCACUCCCAGGGUUGUACACUAGCUGUAUUGUGUAUAUAGUAGCUCCAUGUUCAACAUGGCUAGCUGGACAGGUUCGUACAGGUCUUUACUUUAUAUACAAGUAAACUCAUAAAGAAGAAUAGUACCUUGUACACUUGAUCUAGUGUACUGUAUCAUGACUGAGUUGGGUGCCUUGUAAUGUCACAGGGGGGCGUGCUGGAGCAGCAUCUAGCUUAAACCCCGAGCUUGUGUUACUGUAUGUGCAGUUUUGCAUGUUUGCCUGUGAGGGUUUCCUGCAGGUUCGGUAUUUUCCUCCUACCUCUCAAAAACAUGGAUCAGGAUCAGAGUAAAGAUUGACGAAUGAACGCAAUGCCACAAUCAUGUUAAAGGUGCCUCUCACUAAUAACAGCCCAGUUCCUAGUGAAUGAACAUUAAACAUGUCUAAUGAAAGCCAUACAAUGCUGAUUAGACGAUUACAACUUUCAGAGCUGUUGAAAAAUAUAAUGCUUGUAAAUACCCUGUGUGACUUUUUACUCAUUCUGAUUUUAAAGUCAAAUGAAACGUACCUAGUAUUUCAAACCCAGACAUGUUUUAUGUUAGAAGUUUGCUUCUAUAGUUUUGCAAUGAAGUUGUGAGAUUAAUGAAGCUAAUGGAACAAUAUAGUCUCUUGUUUAGCAUUGUGCAAACCGCGUGCCUGAAAUGUGUUUAUUUGUUAAGUAUUUUUCUUAGUAUUUAUAAUAACUUGGCUUCGUCAUCUAGCAUUAUUGUAUUGAAUUUCUGAAAUUAUUUGGUUAGUGUUUCUACAAAUCCAUAUGGACAAGAAUCAGAACUGUUACAAGAUAAUUGUUGGGUUAAUGCAUUGAUUGUUAAUUACUGUAAGGGAAAAUUCACCCUGAAUGACUUGCAUAUUUAUAAUCUGAAAGUGAUCUUCAGUGGUGCAAAAUAUGUAUUUUAUGAUUAAAUUCUGAGUUUCA